Messenger RNA from Pteronotus mesoamericanus, 2624 nucleotides. It is a transcript of the gene IL13RA1, whose product is annotated as interleukin 13 receptor subunit alpha 1. The transcript is spliced from 11 exons. Gene Ontology annotation, biological process: cytokine-mediated signaling pathway. The record is from RefSeq and is a predicted model, not a curated record. Gene Ontology annotation, molecular function: cytokine receptor activity; protein binding. Lineage: Eukaryota; Metazoa; Chordata; Mammalia; Chiroptera; Mormoopidae. Gene Ontology annotation, cellular component: external side of plasma membrane; membrane. Bases 53 to 1327 code for a protein of 424 amino acids.
CGGGGACUGGUGAGGCUGCGGCAGGCAGCGGGGCUCGGAGGCGAGGGGCUGCAUGGAGCUGCCGGCGCGGCUCUGCGGGCUGUGGGCUCUGCUCCUCUGCGUCGCCAGCUGUGGCGUCGCUGCGCCCACGGAAACUCAGCCACCCGUGACGAAUUUGAGCGUUUCUGUUGAAAACCUCUGCACAGUAAUAUGGACAUGGAAUCCUCCGGAGGGAGCCAGCCCGAAUUGUAGUCUAUGGUAUUUUAGUCAUUUUGGCAACAAGCAGGAUAAGAAAAUUGCUCCAGAAACUCAUCGUUCGAAAGAAGUGCCCCUGAACGAGAGGAUUUGUCUACAAGUGGGGUCUCAGUGUAGCACCAAUGAAAGUGACAAUCCUAGCACUUUGGUGGAAAAGUGUAUCUCACCCCCUGAAGGUGAUCCCGAGUCAGCUGUGACUGAGCUACAAUGUGUUUGGCACAACCUGAGCUAUAUGAAGUGUACUUGGCUCCCUGGAAGGAACACAAGUCCUGACACUAACUAUACUCUCUACUACUGGCACAGCAGCUUGGGAAAAAUUCUUCAAUGUGAAAACAUCUACAGAGAAGGUCAACACAUUACUUGCUCUUUUACUCUGACUAAACCAAAGGAUUCCAGUUUGGACCAACACAGUGUUCAAGUGAUGGUCAAGGAUAAUGCAGGAAAAAUUAGACCAUCCUUCAAUAUAGUGCCUUUAACUUCUUAUGUGCAACCGGAUCCUCCACAUAUUAAAAGUCUCUUCUUCCAACAUGGUGUCUUACAUGUGCUAGGGAAGAAUCCACAGAAUUUUGCUAGCACUUGCUUAUCUUAUCAAGUAGAAGUCAAUAACAGCCAACCUGAGACACAUUUUAUUUUCUCCGUUGACGAACCCAUGUGUGAUAAUUCAGAAUUUGAGGGAAACCUGAAGGGUACAAUUUGUUUCCCGGUUCCUGGUGUUUUUCCUGAUACUUUGAACACAGUCAGAAUGAGAGUCAAAACAAAUAAGUUAUGCUAUGAGGAUAACAAACUCUGGAGUGAUUGGAGUCCAGUGAUGACUAUAGGUAAGAAGACCAAUCCCACACUCUACACAACCAUGCUACUCAUCAUUCCGAUCAUUGUUGCAGGUGCAAUCAUAGUCCUUCUGCUCUAUCUAAAAAGGCUCAAGAUCAUUAUAUUCCCUCCAAUUCCUGAUCCUGGCAAGAUUUUUAAAGAAAUGUUCGGAGACCAGAAUGAUGAUACUCUGCACUGGAAGAAGUAUGACAUCUAUGAGAAGCAAACCAAAGAAGAAACUGACUCUGUAGUGCUAAUAGAAAACCUGAAGAGAACCUCUCAGUGAUGGGGAUAAUUUAUUUCAACCUUCAUCCUGACUUUGUAAAGAUUCAUCCUGUUCUCCAUUUGUUUUCUGGGGACUUGUUAAAUGGAAAACGAAACUACUGGACUCUUUAAGAACAGGCAGCUCAUAAGAGCCACAGGUUUUAUGUUGUCAUGCACCGAAAAACUAAAACUAAUGGGCCUUUUGGAGAAGAGAGUGGAAUUAUUCUCAUUGAAUUAUAAAAGCAGGCAUCUUUUGUGAAGGUUACAAACUAAUGGACAGAGCAAAAAAGUGAUGACAGUAGAGUUGAUCUUAUCAAGAAUUGUGACAACUGCCUGAGGGAUCUGUGCCUGCUUUGUAUCCCUUGUGUCAAACAAUACCAGCAAAUUUUAUUUGUGGGAGAACUCAUUUUUGGGUGCAACUGUUAGUGCCAAACUUGAUUCACAGAGAUGAUCUAGCAAACAGAAUUGAAAAAAAAAAAUCUUAUCUAUUGUUUGGAAUCCCAGUAAGUAAUGUUUGUGGCUAUUAAAACUUAAGAGUCUGGAAUCAUCAUCCCUCCAGCAGCAUUUUCCUCUGCUUUGAAAGGCCCAGACAUCAGUGUUGGCCACAAUGAUGGCACCCACAGACAAAGCAGAGGCAGCUUCUGUUACCAGGACCUUUCAAAGCCAUUGCAGGCUUUUAAGGGCCGCAGAGACAGAAUGACGUAUUGGGUAUUAGAGUUUGAAGCACUGCAUUCUGUAAUGAUAUAUUGUUUUUUUCUUCACCUCCUCUACUCAAAUCAAGUAUUAACUAUGUGUCCAGAUUGUGCUAGGUCCCCAGGAGUGAGGCAUCUCCCUCAAAAGGUUGACAAUCUGGUUGGGACUCCUCAGUUCUUAACCACUUUCUUUUUUUUCCACCAGUCAUUUUUCAGACCCUUCAACUCCCUUGUUCCCACACCUGAUUUCCCCUUUGCCUUUUCCCUCAUUGUAGUCUUACACCUUUCAAAAGAUAUUGGAAUAGAAAUCUGCUGAAAACACCUAGAGGAGCAGAGAGUGAUUUGUAGCUCAGGUAAAAUGAGAGCAGACUGAGAAACAGUGACAACUUCUUGCAUAUUUUGUAACUUCUAUGUGUCUGCAUUCAUUUGAAGGUUUUCAGCAUUUACUAUUUCUUUACGUAUGUUCUAAAUACAAAGGAGAUAUUAUCUUCACUUAGAACUUUGCUCUUUGCUUGAUAAGAAAAGGAGUUUUGUUUUCCUCUUUUUCCUUACUGUCACAAAUAGUUAUUAGUAGGUUUUAUGUCUUAUAUAGAUAACCAGCAUCCAAGUCUCCAACGUUUGUAUGCA